AUGCCGAAACGUCUAAGGGAAGACUCACCGUUAGCCUUACCCUCUACAAAAAGGAGUCGUACUGUAAUAACUACGCCCGUCGAUCGACUAUCUUCCAUGAGCAAUGAGCUUUUACUCCACAUUCUUUCCUUUCUUCCAAUAUCGUCUUUGAAUGUUUGUCAAAGGCUAUCCCGCCGGUUCCAUGCCUUGGGCGGCGACUCCGAACUGUGGAAGCGACAGUACUACUCUCAAUGGGUACGCCCUCGUGCCCGUCGUCUGGCCAAUGUAAGACGCUCAAUAUUACCAUCUAAGGCCGAGUACUCGCCCAAAGUCUCGACCUGGUUUGAUCAUGGCCAUCUCGCUGCAGAGGGGAGAGUAACUAAUUGGAAGCGGCAAUAUCGCUUGCGCCACAAUUGGGCUAGUGGGUCAUGUCGAGUCACGGAAGUUGAAUUUAUCGAACCGCCUUGCCCUCCUGUGCUGGUGAAACUGUGUUCUGGCAUUGUAUUCACUGCCGAUACUGCUCAUGGGCUUCGGGGAUGGGCUGCAAAAGACCCAACCAGGUGUUUGUGUAAAGUCGCAUUUCCCGAGCUCCGGAGGCAAAAUACUCGCCCAACUGCUUUAUCGGUAUCCCAGCUAGAGAAUGUGCAAGAAAUUGUGGUAGGGUUUGAAGAUGGCCACUUUGAUCGCUACGCAUUGGAUGUUGCAACAUCCCAGUUGAAGCUACUCUCUUCCCACCUUGCAUUCAGUGAUGGCGCCAUAACCGCUAUGGCUUUGUCAUCUCCAUACCUACUGAUUGUCUCUCAACAUAAACUUCUCUCCUUGUACAACCUUCAAGGCCGGUCUGGCAAUUCUGGCGAUGCUCAAGAUACCACAGGACCAUGCGAAAUUGCCUCUCUUCGGGCGGAAAAUAUGGUUGCACCGAUGACUCUAUCUUUGCGGGUCUCCGCAAAUGAAAUUGUGGCUACCAUCGUGUAUAGCUUCUUUCAUAUCGGCUGCGGUUGGUCCUCAGGGAUCCAAGAGCUGCGGUUCGCCAAAGAUGGCCAACAACUGGAAUCCCGGCUCACUAGUACCGUGGAUUCCCAGUAUGGCACCCGGCUCCUUCGAGGACACCUUCAAUCCAACCAACGGCUGCGUUCUACCUCCGAUUCAACAUCGCUUUUGGUGCCAACAGAACCAUCGAUCAUGCACCAACGACCGCCAACGUCUAUGUCAUAUAACCACCCGUAUCUGCUAACCUCCCAUGCUGAUAAUACUUUGACUAUGUAUCUGGUGGUCUCGGACUCGGAUCGGCUUUUUGUUCGAGGCGGUCAACGGCUCUGGGGUCACACAUCAUCAGUCUCUACCGUUCUGGUUACGAAUCGGGGAAAAGCGGUCUCUGUGAGCUCACUGGGUAACGAGAUCCGGAUCUGGGAGCUCGAGACAGCCGUUUCUUCAUUGAACAGUCAUCGAUCCUUGAAAGAAGAGAGUAGUAUACAAGUCAGCCCGGACAAUCGAGCAGCGAAAUCCUGGUUUGACAUACCUAAAAGUACCCGAAAAGAGCUUUCCGGGUCGGAGCUUGUUACCAGCACACCUCAACCGCUCGACUGUAUGUACGAAUGCGUUGGCUUCGACGAAGAGCGAGUUCUCCUACUUGGAGAGAAGACGGUUGGCACCCAACUUUUGGAAUGUUACGAUUUCACGUAG
This is a messenger RNA of Penicillium angulare, 1662 nucleotides long. RefSeq names its product WD domain protein. The transcript has 2 exons. Bases 1 to 1662 code for a protein of 553 amino acids. Lineage: Eukaryota; Fungi; Ascomycota; Eurotiomycetes; Eurotiales; Aspergillaceae. Gene Ontology annotation, molecular function: protein binding. The record is from RefSeq and is a predicted model, not a curated record.